Molecule: messenger RNA, 1246 nt
Organism: Macrosteles quadrilineatus (aster leafhopper)
Lineage: Eukaryota; Metazoa; Arthropoda; Insecta; Hemiptera; Cicadellidae
Product: syntaxin-6-like
Exons: 7
Coding region: 162-929 (255 amino acids)
Biological process (GO): Golgi vesicle transport; vesicle fusion; intracellular protein transport
Cellular component (GO): synaptic vesicle membrane; endomembrane system; SNARE complex
Molecular function (GO): SNAP receptor activity; SNARE binding
Source: RefSeq, a predicted model, not a curated record
UUGAAGUUCAUUUCUUCUGUUGAAUGUUGGCUAAUUUUACCUUUUAAAUUAUAUUUUAUUCUAAAACAUUUUAGGUAUACUUAUAUUUUAACAUCCAUGUUACUGAUUCCUAAAAAGUGUUUAUAUUUCUCCACCCUCAAGAACGCUCGGUAGAAGCGGACAUGACAUUCGAAGAUCCAUUUUUUGUUGUCAAAGAGGAAGUAUCAAAAGCUUUGAAUAAAACACGAGGUCUCUACCGUCGUUGGUUGGAACUGCAGGAGGACAUAGUCAGCAACAUCACCAAGGAGGAACUAGAGUGGACCACAACAGAACUGAGGAAUGCUCUACGAAGUAUCGAGUGGGAUCUAGAGGACUUGGAGGACACCAUUGGAAUAGUUGAGAAGAAUCCGACCAAGUUCAAGAUUGACAACAAGGAACUUACCAGCCGUAAGAACUUCAUUGAACAAACUCGAGAGGAAGUUCGGUGCAUGAAGGAAAAGAUGAAUUUCACACGAGGACGAGACCGUGAUAGGACUGCUCGCCAGCCGCUGUUAGAGAACAGCCCUGUGAGGGUGGCGACAUCACACGGCACCACCAAGUACUCCAAGCUGGAGAAUGAGGCUGACAGUCCACAGCGGCACUUUCUCGACUCUACGCUGGCUCAGCAGAAUCAGCUGAUCAACGGACAAGACGACACCAUGGAGCGCAUCAGUCACACCAUCGGCUCACUCAAGACUGUCAGUCGCCAGAUAGGCUCGGAACUGGACGAGCAGGCUGUAAUGCUGGACGACUUUGGCACAGAAAUGGAAAACACAGAGUCAAAAUUAGACUCAACAAUGAAGAAGGUGGCUAAGGUUUUGCACAUGUCUAAUGACAGGCGACAGUGGAUUGCCAUCGCUGUGCUGUCCUGUAUACUGCUGGUCGUAGUCAUGCUACUCAUCAUUCUCUGAGUAGCCACUACUCUUCCGCCUCAAGACUACUUACUGACUGUCAUGUGAUCUCAACUUAACCUAGUUUCGGUUUUGGUGCAUGAAAUUUGUUUUUAGACCAAUCUUAAUUCCACUCCCAAAUUUAGUUUUGAGCUUUCUAGUCGUUUUUUUCUUGUAGAUUUGUAAAAAGUCAUUAUCACUCAGGUGAUCUGUAAAUAUAUUGUUACUUGUGUAAGAUUUGCGAUGACUUGCCUGGUGACGGCAGAAGACAUUGUUGGUGAUUUAAUGUAAGAAGAGGUAUACAAAUUAUAAACAUAUAUUAGUGUUUUUGUAAUGUU